Brassica oleracea var. oleracea is the source of this 468-nucleotide messenger RNA. RefSeq lists its product as uncharacterized. The transcript is spliced from 4 exons. Bases 130 to 432 code for a protein of 100 amino acids. The record is from RefSeq and is a predicted model, not a curated record. NCBI's taxonomy places the organism in Eukaryota, Viridiplantae, Streptophyta, Magnoliopsida, Brassicales, Brassicaceae.
GAACGUCUCCGUUUUUUUCUUCCUCCGGCGUAAAGGAUUAAAAUGGCCCAAUAUUAGUGUGAACAAUGCCCGGUGAAUUCUCACGUGGCCACCGUAUAUUGCACUACUGAGAGUCGAUAUGUCUGCGGGAUGUGUGGCCUAAAUUGCUUGAGACAGAAGCACUCAGUUCAUCAAAUUGUUGAACAACCCGUGGUUCAUCAAGGGCAAGAGGAGCAAAACGUGGGAGGAAGACCACUACCACGAGCUGAGAUUCAGAGGCAGAACAGAAGACUCGCUGCUAUCAGGCUAGACCUUAAGAGACCCAUACGCAAGAAGACUGCCCCAAAAAUCAAAGUAGCAGCUAAACUAAGGGAAAAAUAUGCGAAAGAGAGAUUUGCAAGAAAAGAUGAUCCAAAAGAUGAUGGUGCAAGUGGCGCAGCCGCAGUAAACUAGUUAUUUCACAAAAGAAGAAAGAAUAAGUCUGCAACG